Messenger RNA from Symbiodinium sp. CCMP2456, 513 nucleotides. Lineage: Eukaryota; Dinophyceae; Suessiales; Symbiodiniaceae. The record is from the annotation of a GenBank genome assembly.
AUGUCCGUGUAUGUGGUGGGCAAGAACAAGGCUGCCUUCAUGGACGCGUGCGCCAACGCCGGCGGUCUGGGAAUGAAGCUCACGGACUCGCUCGAUGGAGCUGCUGGCGUCAUCGUGGUGUGCGAUCUCGUGGAGGGCAUCACUAUCGAAGAGGAGACCGAAUUGCGGCGGGCGCUCCAAGCCGGAGCCCGGGCCGCCAUCUUCGUGGACAACUUGGACAAGGCGAUGGAGAAGACUGAUCCCGAAGGUGUCUACCAGGCGUGUGCCCGGGCCAUCGACAACGUGAACGUGAUCCUCUGCAUGUAUUGCAGUCCUAGCACCGGAGAUCUUCAGGUCUAUCCUAACUUCAAGGGCGGAGUGGCGUUCGGCAGUGCUUCGCAGGGUUGGGGCUUCACGGUGCGCCACUUCGCCAAGAUGUACGCCAAGAAGAUGGGCGUGAAUGAGAAGUCGCUGUGCGACAGACUCUGGGGCGACAACUUCUUCUGGGCCGAAAAUAAGAGAUGGGUAGUUGAA